AGCGGUGAUGACAACAAAUUUAUAGUCAAACAAGUAAAAUAGAAAUCUGUUAAAAUUUAUUCACCUUAAAAUCAAAGACCAGCAGCAUGGGCACAUGGGUACUGGAGGUGGCCAAAAUGGGCAUGUACAUGGCAUUCCCUGUGGCGCUAUUCCACUUCUUCAACCAGCCGGAAUACUUUGAGGAAUGGGUGACCAAAAAGAAGCGAGAACUCUAUCCGCCGGAAAGUAAGAGCCACCACGAGGAACUGCAGCGAGCCAUACGUGAGCACCACCAGAAACACGACGAGCAAAUGAUGCGAGCAAUGGAGGAGGCGCAACGCAACAAGUAAAACUGAGUGCAGUGUUUUUGUUUUUCUGAUAUCAGCUUUUAUUAUAUAAGACAAGUGAACAUUAAGUGUGGAAAAAUGUCUCAUUGAGUAAAUCUUAAAUUGUUUUUGUAAGAACACUUUGUAAUUGCGCCACGAACAAAGUACUUCUGCUUGUGUAAAUAAAAAUAAUGAUGUGCGUUUA
Molecule: messenger RNA, 510 nt
Organism: Drosophila grimshawi
Lineage: Eukaryota; Metazoa; Arthropoda; Insecta; Diptera; Drosophilidae
Product: protein PET100 homolog, mitochondrial
Exons: 1
Coding region: 87-329 (80 amino acids)
Biological process (GO): mitochondrial respiratory chain complex IV assembly
Cellular component (GO): mitochondrial inner membrane; mitochondrion
Source: RefSeq, a predicted model, not a curated record